Molecule: messenger RNA, 2418 nt
Organism: Dreissena polymorpha
Lineage: Eukaryota; Metazoa; Mollusca; Bivalvia; Myida; Dreissenidae
Exons: 19
Coding region: 24-2129 (701 amino acids)
Biological process (GO): UDP-N-acetylglucosamine biosynthetic process
Cellular component (GO): Golgi apparatus; endoplasmic reticulum-Golgi intermediate compartment; endoplasmic reticulum
Molecular function (GO): monosaccharide binding; glucosamine 6-phosphate N-acetyltransferase activity; NAD+ poly-ADP-ribosyltransferase activity
Source: RefSeq, a predicted model, not a curated record
UGCGGAGCUUAUUUGUUUACAUCAUGGCGGACGAUAAAGGUGAAACGCAACCAGUACCUGCCAUCAAAGAUAAAAAGGAAGAUGCAGCCAAACAUCAGGCCGAGCAUCACAUCGAAAUGGAUCACGAAUUUUUCACUAGACCCGGAGCACAGUUAUCCGAGAGACAGACAUUUACAAACAAGAAAGGAGAAAAAAUUUCCGGCUACGCCGUGAUUGUAGAUUUCAGGAGAAUUUUGCAGUUGGAAACGGUUGGAAGCAAUGCGGACAAUAAGGAGCACGGAAUUAUACCGGGGAUGUCAAAUCGUGAACUGUUGCAUGCAGUGGUUGGCCUCUAUGAUGUCUCUCUAUCAGAGAUGACCCCAGAUGUCCUGUACUCUACUGUCUGUGAGAAGUGGGCACGUACCAUCAUCCUCAUCAGAGAUCUCCAUGAAACUAUUGACGAGUAUGAAUCACGUCGAGGUUUGGAGCCGAAAGAAGAGAAAGAUGAGCCGGAGGAUGAGGAGGCCAGUGUGAAAGACAGUGAAAUCUGUGGAGAUGAGGAUGUAUAUGAGGAGGAGGAGGCAACACCCAGCAAGUUUAAUGAGGUCUACAGCGACACAGAGUCAGAGGAGGGGGAGGAAGAGGAGGAAGAUACAACAGAAGAGGAUUUUUCUAAGGGUAUCAACGCAUUCAUCGCCAUUGUAGCUGACCGACGCAAGGCUCGGCGCACGUGUGAGGGACCAAUCACUUCAGACAUGGUCGGUGUGGAGAGCAGGAUCGUUGGGUGUGCCACCUUUGAGAAGAAAUAUGUGCAGAGCAAAGGGAGAAGCAAACACAGGGACAGGGUUAUCCAUUUGACACUGGUCAGUGUGAGGAAACGUUGCAGGAACUUCGGUAUUGGAAAAUAUCUAUUAUCACAAAUCGUGGAGCCGCGUGUGGUGGGAAACUAUGAUGCGGUGGUUGUCCACGCUGACAAUGAAGCCGUUGAGUUCUUCCAGAAGUUUGGCUUCUCAGACGACAUUGUCCUCAACAGCAGAUGGAGAGAGCUGGCUGAGCAAUUCACCAACUGUUCGUUGAUGUGCUACCUGCCAGGAUUCUCAGGUCAUAGACUGCUUAGCGCAAUCAAGGUUCCAGGGAUAGAGAUGUUUGAAUUAGAACAAGAGUUCCUUAAAUGGAAGGAGAAGAGCUUGGAGGUGUAUCAGCAGCAAAUCACAUGCAUGAUGAGGAUGAAGCAUGAGGUGUUGCAGCUAAAACAUACAGCCAUCACUCAGGACAAGUUUCUCAAGGCUUUAGUCGAGGAGAAUGAGCAUUUACGGACAGCCAAGCUGCUAAGUGAAAAAGAGCUGUUAGAUUAUAGACUUUCAACAGUAAAGAGUGCCUUUGGAACUGACACAGAUGCCCUGAGCACCCAGGAGUUGAUACACAGCCUGCAACGAGAGGUGCAGAAGAUGGACCUGCAGAUUCGUCACAAACGAAACUCAUCCCGCGACUUUAUGGAGAUCCUCGCAAACAAACCCAACGGAUCCUACACUGUAGUAGGAGAGAGUCGAUAUGUGGCAAACAGUGGUACGAAGGUUGAGGAGCCGUAUGACCACAUCAAAGACUCCGCAUUCUUCUAUGACGUCAGUGAGCAGUUCAAACAACAGAUGAUGCUAGACUCACAGAUCAUAAAGAAAUGUGAAGUGACCACCAUUUCAAAGGCCUUGGUUCCCGAGAAGCAGCGUAAGGUGUACAAAGAGAGGAUCCAGAGGUUGACUGACCCCCUGAUGGUGCUGGACCUGUACUUCUGUGGGACAUUAGAACACCCGGAGAGAAUCAAGGAAAUCUUGAGGCAGGGUUUCUCUGAGAGGGACAUGACAUGCGGUGAAUAUGGCAAGGGCCUGUACUUCUCCAAGUAUCCUUCCAAGGCGGCCCAGUUCUCCAAGUUGGGCAGUCUGCUGCGUGUUGAGGUGGGGAUAGGCAACGUGGAGACCAUUGUCCAGCAGGACCGCACACGUACAGCGCCCUCUACAGGAUAUGACAGCAUCAUCACGCCCGGUCGCCUGACCCACCUACUGGGCCAGGGGGAUGCCUCACUGAACCAGGAGUACAUCGUGUUUGACCCCUGCCAGACUCUUCCCCUGUGCCUCCUAACAUACGAGGCCAGCUAGAUUCAGCAAGCCUGGCUCAGGGCACAUCCACUUUAAGCCUUUUAGUGGCGACUUUAAGGACUAGUUUAAGCUUUCCUUUUUGACCCCUGCAUCUCCUUCCCAAAAUGUUUUAUUAUAAAUAAAUCAAAUAGUUUAAUAAGAAUAUCCCAUGGAGGGGCUAGACUUUCUUUUACCGGUAAUCCUUUACCACUUAGGUACUUAUUUUGACACAUUUGUAGUCCCUUAGAAAGUUACAUUUAAUUAAAUACCUUUUUUACUAAAUUCAAGUUUUAAAGGCUUCAUUUAAAAU